Messenger RNA from Microthlaspi erraticum, 2232 nucleotides. The record is from the annotation of a GenBank genome assembly. Lineage: Eukaryota; Viridiplantae; Streptophyta; Magnoliopsida; Brassicales; Brassicaceae.
AUGAAUAUCCCAAAUGGAACUUUCUCAAGAUGUGGAAAUUUCAAUGCUUCAAGUGACGUUUCACUCUUUUCCAGCUCUCUGCCUCUUCUUCAACACCAAAUCUUCAAUCCUAACGAGAACUACCAUCAGUCUGUUAAUGAAGAUGCUUCCGGGUUAAACCAUUUCAACGGAGGCACUGACAAUAUGCUCAAUGUUCGUGACUCACAUCCAAUCGGAAGCAUGCUUCCUGAUGAUGAGGAAGAGCUUUUGGCUGGUCUAAUGGAUGAUUUAAACUUGACUGCAUUACCAGCUACGUUGGAUGACUUUGAAGGUUAUGAUGAUCUGUUUGGUAGCGGAGGAGGUCUUGAAUUAGAGACUGACCCACAUGACAGCUUAAACAAGGGCUUCUCAAGGAUUGGUUUUGCUGAUUCGAACUUUGACAAUGGCAACAUUUUCCAAAAUGGAGUGGGGUCGAUUGCUGGCGAACAUCCUUAUGGUGAACAUCCUUCAAGGACUCUGUUUGUUAGGAAUAUUAACAGUAACGUUGACGAUUCAGAGUUGAUAUCUCUUUUUGAGCAAUAUGGAGAUAUCCGAACGCUGUAUACAGCCUGCAAGCAUCGAGGUUUUGUAAUGAUCUCUUAUUACGAUAUUCGAGCUUCUAGAGCAGCUAUGCGAGCAUUACAAGGCAAGCUGCUUAAACGGAGGAAACUUGACAUACAUUUCUCAAUCCCCAAGGAUAAUCCAUCUGAGAAAGAUGUUAAUCAAGGAACUCUUGUGGUUUUCAACUUGGCCCCAUCAGUUUCCAACAGAGACCUUGAGAAUAUAUUCGGAGCUUAUGGCGAGAUCAAGGAGAUACGGGAAACACCAAAUAAGAGGCAUCACAAAUUUGUUGAAUUUUUUGACGUUAGAUCAGCUGAUGCGGCUCUCAAAGCUUUGAACAAGACUGACAUUGCUGGCAAGCGUAUAAAGCUUGAACAUAGCCGUCCUGGUGGUGCUCGUCGAAACAUGAUGAUGCAGUUGAAUCCGGAAUUUGAGCAAGAUGAUUCACCUUUAGCCAGCUCUCCUGUUGGGAAUUAUUGGUGUAACAGCCCUAUCGAUCAUAACCCUCUACAGAGUCUCAGCAAGUCUCCAAUAUUUGGAAACUUGAGCCCAACAACAAACUUGCAUUUUCCAGAACAUUCUUCUGUUCUGCAUUCUCAAGGAGCAAACCUGACAAAAGCUGACCAAGCAAGAAGAGUCAGCCACUUGGAUCAUCUGUUUUCAAACAGCAGCUAUACUAAUGCAAGCCACAAAGCUUCUUCCUUUCAGCCAACGCAGUCUUUUGGAUCUGCCUCCUCGUUUGGUUCUAACCAGGGUCAUGUGGAAACGUUGUCUGGAUCAGAGUUUCUGUGGGGAAGCCCUGGUUCUUCAGCCUGGCCUGUGAAUCCAUUCUUUUCGAAAGGACAAUCUCACAGGCUUCCUUACUCGGCUCAAAACGGGUCUCUCCACCAGCACCACCAUGUAGGAUCUGCACCGUCUGGAUUCUUCCCGAGAUCCCCUGAAACUUCAUCAAUGGCUUUCAGAGGAGCAAGCAGUAAUGUGAAUGGUCCAAGAAACAUGCGUGAAACUGGAUCCCCAAGUUUCAAAAUGUUAUCUACUCCAAGACAUAGUCAGUUGUGUAUGGGCACUGGCUCUUACCAAUGGCCUGUUGCAAAAAUGGCUUCCAAUGAUGGCCCAUUGGAGGAUGGAAGGAGCCAACAGUUUGAUAAUAACGUUAACCAAGUAGACAGCAAGAAACAGUUUCAUCUUGACUUGAGUAAGAUUAUGAGCGGUGAAGAUUUACGGACAACCUUGAUGAUCAAAAACAUCCCUAACAAGUAUACUCGGAAGAUGCUGUUAGCUGCCAUUGACGAGACAAGCAGAGGAACUUAUGAUUUUCUAUAUUUGCCUAUUGAUUUCAAGAAUAAAUGCAAUGUGGGUUAUGCAUUUAUCAAUAUGCUCUCUCCUACUUUCAUCAUUGCAUUGUACGAGGCCUUUGAUGGGAAAAAAUGGGAGAAGUUCAACAGUGAGAAAGUUGCUUCAUUGGCUUAUGCACGGAUCCAAGGCAAAACCGCACUCAUUGCUCACUUCCAGAACUCGAGCUUGAUGAACGAAGACAGGCAGUGCCACCCUAUUGUCUUUGAUGGACUAGAAUCUAGUUAUCCGAUCAUCAUGGACCAAGAGCAUUCAAAUCCGAAAGUUGCUCAUCCUCUUCCCAGUGAGAGCACGCAUUAA